UGGUGCGUUUCUAUAUUUUUUUUAACUGUAAAAACUAAAAAACAGUAAAAAUAAUCUCCGCUCUUCCAUUACUGUACCUUCUAGAGUCGUAAACAGUAGCAGUAUAAACUCCCCCAAAACCCAAAGAAACAAAAAGAACUUUUCGUUCCUACUUGUCACACUUUCGGCUCUUCCUUCCUUCCUUUACACACACCAUCCAUUUCCUUUUUAACAUUCCUUUUUCCUUUUUCUCACAUUCUUCGUUCCAUGAUCGCCACAACUUCUCCUCUUCUAACCGCUUCAGCAGCUUCAUCCUCAUCCUCAUCCUCAUCAUCAUCACUAGCACCCGCAUUUUCCAAACCGAUCCGAAGCGAAUCGGCGUUUUUAUUAAGCGUAGGGUUUGGAUUCUCGUCUCCGACUUCGAGGCCUUUGGUGGCGGCGGCGGCGGCGGCGAGCAGCUCCGGUAAGAGUAUGGAGGUGUUGAGGAAGAUUGGCGGUGGCUGCUUCAAGGGCAAAGACAGCAAGGGCGUCAUCAAGGUCGAGGCCGAUAGCGGCGGCGAGGACGUCUUCCAAGUCUCCUCUGGGGCGCUCCCGGACCACCUUGUCGUCAUGGUUAAUGGACUUAUUGGCAGUGCCUCAGAUUGGAGAUAUGCGGGAGAGCAGUUUGUAAAGAAGCUCCCUGAUAAAGUAAUUGUGCACCGCAGUGAGUGCAAUUCUUCGAGAUUGACAUUUGAUGGAGUUGACUUGAUGGGUGAGAGGCUUGCUGAAGAGGUCUUAGCUGUUGUAAGACGUAGGCCUGAGGUUCAGAAGAUCUCUUUUGUAGCACACUCUUUAGGAGGCCUUGUUGCAAGGUAUGCCAUUGGGAGGCUGUAUGAACACUCUUCAAUAGUGAAAACUGCAGCUCUUACUGGAAACCCUAUAAGUGAAGAGCACAAGAAUUCUGUGGUGCAAGGCCAUGAGCAGCCUCAUGAACCUAAAAUUGCUGGGUUGGAGCCCAUGAACUUUAUAACAUUUGCAACACCACAUCUUGGUUCAAAGGGACAUAAACAGCUCCCAUUUCUCUGUGGUCUUCCUUUUCUCGAGAGAAGAGCAUCUCAAACUGCACACUUGGUUGCUGGGAUGUCUGGGAAGCAUUUAUUCCUCAUGGACAAAAAUGACGGGAAACCUCCUCUCCUCCUUCGAAUGGUUAAUGAUUCUGAGGACCUAAAAUUCAUAUCAGCUUUACGUGCAUUCAAAAGGCGUGUGGCUUAUGCAAAUGCAAAUUAUGACCAUAUGGUUGGCUGGAGAACGUCAUCAAUUCGGCGUCAAAAUGAACUUCCGAAGUCCAAUCUUCUUGUAACAGAUGAGAGAUACCCACAUAUUGUAUAUGUUGAGCAAGAAACCAUGGAUGACGUUUGUAACAAAGCAUCUUUAGUUGCUGGGAACCAAACGAUUGACUUAGAAGAGGAGAUGAUUAGAGGUCUCACUCAGGUAACUUGGGAACGUGUGGAUGUCAGCUUUCAGAAAAGUAGACAGCGAUACAUUGCUCACAAUACCAUCCAGGUGAAGAGCUAUUGGUUAAAUUCAGAUGGUGCUGAUGUGGUUUUCCAUAUGAUUGAUAACUUCCUUCUCUAGUCCCUAUACAAGUUUGGGUCCUCAAUUGAUGAUCUGAUGAUGGGUUAGAUUGCAUUGCUAUUUUGAGUACCUUGCCCAUUGUCUCACUUCGGGAUGUUAUGGUGUAUAUUUCAUGUCAAGUUGGAGAAGUAGGGAGUUUCACUGAAAUGUUGCUACCUAUUUCCUAAUAGGUUUGUUUGCUUUCAUAUUUGAUGCCAAUUAGCUUUUCAUUUUUGUAAUCAUACCUAAACUUUAUUUUUUUUAGUUAAUGAAAUUUAACUUAAUUUGAUGAAAA
This is a messenger RNA of Quercus lobata, 1867 nucleotides long. RefSeq names its product alpha/beta-Hydrolases superfamily protein. The coding region runs from base 247 to 1593 and encodes 448 amino acids. Gene Ontology annotation, biological process: lipid metabolic process. The record is from RefSeq and is a predicted model, not a curated record. The transcript is spliced from 10 exons. Lineage: Eukaryota; Viridiplantae; Streptophyta; Magnoliopsida; Fagales; Fagaceae.